Oreochromis niloticus (Nile tilapia) is the source of this 1293-nucleotide messenger RNA. RefSeq names its product LSM1, U6 small nuclear RNA associated (gene lsm1). Gene Ontology annotation, biological process: deadenylation-dependent decapping of nuclear-transcribed mRNA. The transcript is spliced from 4 exons. Lineage: Eukaryota; Metazoa; Chordata; Actinopteri; Cichliformes; Cichlidae. Gene Ontology annotation, cellular component: Lsm1-7-Pat1 complex; P-body. The record is from RefSeq and is a predicted model, not a curated record. Bases 148 to 549 code for a protein of 133 amino acids. Gene Ontology annotation, molecular function: mRNA binding.
CGCACAAAGGGUUAAAUGCUUACAGGAAGUUCAUCCCUGGCGUGUAUAAAGACGCUUCCUGUGCUAAUUUUGUGAGAAACAUGUAUUGAAACAUUAAUGGCUUGACGGUAUAUACAGAUACAAGACUCAAAUAAGCAGCAGCACAAGAUGAACUACGUACCAGGGACGGCAAGCCUCAUUGACGACAUCGAUAAGAAGCACCUGGUGCUGCUCCGAGAUGGAAGAACAUUGAUUGGUUACCUGAGAAGCAUUGAUCAGUUUGCCAAUUUAGUUUUUCACCAGACAGUUGAGCGCAUCCACGUGGGAAAAAAGUUUGGUGACAUCCCCAGAGGAAUAUUCAUCGUGAGAGGAGAAAAUGUGGUGCUGCUUGGAGAGAUAGACAUGGAUAAGCCCUGUGACACGGUGCUGCAGCAAGUCUCCAUUGAAGAGAUCUUAGAGGAGCAGCGGCUGCAGCAGCAAGCCAAACAGGAGACCGAGAAAGUCAAAAUGCAGGUCCUGAAGGACCGAGGCCUGUCCAUACCCAAAGCUGACAACCUAGACGAAUACUAACGCAACCUAGUUGCCGUGGGCCUCUUUCUCAGUUGGCAUUGGACUGACGAGUUUUAAGUUGAACCUGAGAGUGCAUGGCAGCCUGACUUUUUGUUUUUAAGUGAGCAGAACACACCAUUAUCCUGAGUCAAUCUACUGUGAUGUACUGUAUCGAUUUAAUUUGAGUUUUGUAAGGGGGGGGUGUCAUGUCAAGAAAGUUUAAAAAAAUAUUUUUUUUUUCUGAAAUCACUAUGUUGACAAUUAAGAAUCAAUAGCACUUUGUAUUCUUUCAUCAUGUGGUGAAUGUUUAAAUAAUGUGGAACUGCUAUUGAGGGGGGCGGGGAGACUACAUGCUUUGGCCCAUUAAAGAGUUUAAUUUUUCAUCAUGGAAGGUCUACUUGGGUGGGGUGGGAGGGGUGUCAUGCCUUAAAGGGAUGUGAAGCUCGUCACUUUAGGUCAAUCAGGGCCCAGUGCCCUCUUUUAGGAUGGCGCCACAGACACCACCAUGCAGAUCACGUUAGCCGCUGUAAUGUGACAUCAAACCGGACACUUGUGCAUUUGUUAUGUGAGGAAAUGCCAUAAUUCAUUGUGGUAAUUGCACUUAAGCAGGCGGCAUAUCGGUGCAUCAGGCUGCCCCACGUCCUGUUUAUAUAAAUGAGAGCCCGUCCGCACUCUGAGAAAUCGAUCCUAUCUGCCUUCAGCGGUCAAUAAUAAGCUUGUUAAUCGUUUUGACAGAUCCAUCGUGGCUUCUGUGAAACGGGGCAG